AUGAGAAAAGGCCUUCAAGCCAAGAACAAAUUGUGCAAUUUAUCUUGGGGAAGUCGUCUCUUCACGCGUACAUUUUCUUCUCCUGGCUGGAGGCAGUUGGACAUCGCUGUUGUCGGCGGCGGGAUAGGAGGAAUGUCCGCGGCGACAGCUCUGCGCCGUGCCGGCCACAAGGUAUCUAUUUAUGAACGUGUCGACUUUAUCGGUCAGGUCGGGGCUUCUAUUUCGUGUGCCGCAAACGGUACGCGCUGGUUGCACGAAUGGGGAGUAGAUAUCGCUAAAGGUGACGGGGUAAUUCUACAAAGGCUCAUCAGCCGCGAUUGGACGACGGGGAAGAUCAUGACUGAGUACGAGCUAGAUGAUUAUGAGGAACGAUGGGGAUAUGUGUACUACAUGUUUCAGCGGCAGUGUAUGCACAGCAUGCUGAAGGAUUCAGCAUUAGGGGACGGGGAGGGGAUGCCGGCAAAAGUAUUCUUAAAUCACAAGUGCAAGAACAUCGAUGUCAACACCGGUUUGAUUGAGUUUGAGAACGGACGGUCGGUCAACCAUGAUGUCAUUGUCGGCGCGGAUGGCAUCGGAUCUGCCGUUCGUGGUGUUCUCGGUAUUUGGCCUGAGAAGCGACCUGCUGAGUCUAGCUGCCUACAUGCAAAUGUUGUUACUGAAGAGGCGAUCGCCAAUGGUCUUCCUGACUUCUCACAAGAUAACGCCCUGCAGUUCUGGGGUGGUCACGGGGAGAUCUGGGACAAAAUUGUUCUCUCUCCAUGCCGAGGAGGGAAGCUGCUGUCAUACUAUUGCUUCUUCCCGAGGGAGAAAGGAAACUACGUGGAUCAUUCCUGGGGGAAGCUGACCGCCCAGUGGAAGAGUUGCUUGGGCUGUAUCCUCAGCUCGAUGCGCAAGUCCGCGGGCAUCUGGCUUUUGGGAAGGAAAUUCAGCCAUGGCGUUUAUGGAUGCAGUGAUGCAGCUCACCCAAUGAUGCCUCACCAAAGCCAGGCCGCCUGUAUGGCAAUCGAAGACGCAGCGGCCUUGGGCAUUGUUUUUAGCAAAAAGUUCUUCACGGGAGAUAUAUUUGAGUCUCUGUCUGUCUAUGAGUCUGUCCGUUUGCCCAGAGCCACCAAGGUUCAGGCAGCAGCGGCGCGAGCCUCGCAAAAUAUCAACGAGCGGAUCGGGUUCUCUAGCAAUACUGAGAGUCCAAUUUACGUAGUGAAGAGCGAGCAGGGGAAGUUGACAAUUGAAGAGAUGAAUGCGUGA
Molecule: messenger RNA, 1245 nt
Organism: Penicillium pulvis
Lineage: Eukaryota; Fungi; Ascomycota; Eurotiomycetes; Eurotiales; Aspergillaceae
Product: FAD-dependent oxidoreductase
Exons: 5
Coding region: 1-1245 (414 amino acids)
Molecular function (GO): monooxygenase activity
Source: RefSeq, a predicted model, not a curated record